AGUCGUGUAGAUCCCUCAUAUAGCUAGCUACGAUACGGGGUAGCUUUCUCUCGAACUGGCCGGAAAUGGGUGUAAUUUAAUGUCUACAAUUAGCAGCAUUUAAUGCAAUGGAGAGGCUUUCAGCUUAUAUUUUCAUCGGUCUAUUGAGCUGUAUGCUGAUUGAAAGUCAUGUUUGUGUCCACAAACCACCGCAGCAAAACCAGGUAAAAUAUGGAGUUCAUCUUCCCCGGUCAAGUCAUCGAGGUGAAAGGAGUACAACCCAUAAACUCAGUGUUCAUGUGGAAUAUGACAUUUCAAUUGAUGCACUUUCAAUCAGAGAAUCAUCAUUAAUUAAGAGACUUUUGCCGGAAGCCCUAGAUUUUUUGUCAAACCUGCUAAGUGUAAAACAGAGUCUUUCAACAGUUCUACUCAACAGACAAUGUGCUGGAGAACAUUAUAUCAAGAAAGCUGAUGGUCAUGAAUACUGUAUCGGAGGAUGUGAUGAUUAUACAAUGUGUGGACCUGUAACAAUACCUCAUCAACAUUUACAGAUAUGUUAUGCAUGCAAUGCAGACCAGACAGACUGUGGUCCAGUUGGUAACACCAGUGCAGCAGGUGUAGGAAUCAGUUAUACCGAUUUCAUUCUUUAUGUCAGUGCAGUGGCAACUUAUGACUGUGCAGGAGCUGAUAUGAGUGCUCAUGCUUCCUACUGCCAGCUAGAGGCUGAAAUGGACAGACCUAUUGCUGGUUAUAUUAAUCUUUGUCCUCAUCAUUUGGCCACAGAGCUGUCUAAACACUAUACUCUACUUACUACCAUUCAGCAUGAAAUAAUCCAUGCACUGGGUUUCUCUGCUGCUCUCUAUGCAUUCUAUAGAGAUGAGAAUGGUCGACCUUUGACACCACGCAUGCCAUCAGGUCUCCCAGAAUUCAAUGCAACACUGGGUUUGUAUCAGUGGAGUGAGAAUGUGAUCCGCUCGGUGACAAGAACAGACUGGGAUGUCAGCCAAGGACAGAUAGAUUAUACUGUCAAGAUGCUUGUCACCAGGAAAGUUGUGGAGGAAGCAAGGGCUCACUUUCAGUGUCCGUCAUUGGAAGGUAUAGAAGUUGAAAAUCAUGGUGGUACAGGAACAGAGAUCACACAUUUUGAGAAGAGAUUACUAGCAAAUGAAGCUAUGACAGGAACCCACACCCAUGAGAGGAUCUUCUCUAGAUUAACUUUAGCAGUAAUGGAGGAUACAGGAUGGUAUGUACCAAACUAUGAUAGAGCAGAUCCACUCCAUUGGGGUCAAAAUCAAGGGUGUGGCUUCGCCAAGAAAAGUUGCAAAUACUGGAUGGAUACAAGAGUAAACAGAGGCGAAUCUAUCAAGCCAUACUGUAAUAUAAUGUCUCAGGAACCUUUUAGUCUAACAUGUGAUGUAGGGAGAGCUGCUGUAGCACUGUGCAAUCUUCAUGAAUAUUCUAGUGAUUUACCCAUAGAAUACCAGUACUUUACAUCUUUACCUGGUGUGAAUUCAUCUAGUUUAAGUAGAUUUGGAGGAUCAUCAGUUUUUGCAGAUUUCUGUCCAUUUUACCAGCAAUUUACCUAUCAGAUGGGUGAUGGGACAACACUUAAAGGCACAGUCUGUAGAGACCCUUUAAAUCAUCCAGGUAUGACAUCUAAUCUAGCAGCAGAGAACUAUGGUCAAGGAUCAUUGUGCAUAGAAUCUGUGUCAGCAUGGAAACGGCAACAAUGUCGGACCACCCAAACACAAAAGUCUACCGGGGCUGGUUGCUAUCAGGUAGUAUGUGAUAAUAGAGGAUUAACUAUUGUAGUGGAAGGAAUGAACUUCAUCUGUACCUCUCCGGGACAAAUCCUUAAUAUUGGAGUAGCAUCAAAUCAAUAUCUCCACACUGGUCAGUUAAUAUGUCCAGCGUGUGAAGAAAUAUGUCCAUCGUGUCCCUCGACAGCAGCCAUCUUAGAGCCGACACAAGGAUUGCCAGGUGAUGUUGGCGAGUGCCCAAGGUUACCGCCUGAUGCAGUAGGCCAUUGUGCAUUGUACUGUGAAUCUGAUAGAGAUUGUGGGAGAGGGGAAAAAUGUUGUUCCAAUGGGUGUGGGCGUGUCUGUCAAAAGGUUGUCUUCCAAUACCAGAAAGCUCCUGAGAUACCAUGCAGUUCCAGUGAAACAGUAUUGGCUCCUACGUUAGGCUUAUAUCUUCUACAAUGGCUGUUGAUGAAGCUGGCCUGUUUAUAGCAUCUAUGUGAGAUAUCCAAACAUUCCCAUAGUUAGAAAACACCUUUGCCCACCGCAUACUCCCUGAAGCCACAAGUCAUAUUGAAAUAUUACAAUAAAGACAAUUAUGAUUAAGACAGAAUGCUGAUUAAUAAGAUCUAUUCAAGAUUAUGUCACAUCUGGCAACCCAUAGAAAGCUUAAUGCUGGCAAUCCAUAGUAAGAUUACUGCUGUAAACAAUGUUUAACAUACCAACAAUUUGAAAUAUGACCCUUUAUGGCUGAUUGCUGCAAACCUUUUUUUGUAUUUGAUAAAUAUUAUUGUAUUCGACAUUCUUAAUUAAGUAAUAUGAUCUUAUGUAAUGGACAGGCAAUUUUUUUAUCAUGAAUGACCGACAGAAUCAAAUAGACACAUGUUAUUGAUCAUGUUCACUACUUAAUGAAUGGUGUUUUUAUCUAUUUAAAAAAAAUGUUAAUUAUUUGCUGACAUUUAUUCCACAUAUUUUUGUAGAUGUUUUUUGUUAAUAAUUGUUUCAAUAUUUCUUAUGUUAAAAAACUUUCAUAUUUUAAUGUCACCAUGAUCACUGUUAUGAUGUACAUACAUGUAUGAACAAUGUUGUUUUUUAACCUUGGACAUGAGUUUGAAAAAAACUACUUGAAAAUGACUAUGACAAUGAAGUGAUUUUAUAUUUGACUAACAGGGAUAGAUUCUGAAAAAUAUGUACUCAAAAUCUCAAAAGACCCAUGAAGCAUUUCCAUUUAUUAUUUUACAAAUGAA
This is a messenger RNA of Lytechinus variegatus (green sea urchin), 2965 nucleotides long. It is a transcript of the gene lmln, whose product is annotated as leishmanolysin-like peptidase. The record is from RefSeq and is a predicted model, not a curated record. NCBI's taxonomy places the organism in Eukaryota, Metazoa, Echinodermata, Echinoidea, Temnopleuroida, Toxopneustidae. Gene Ontology annotation, molecular function: metalloendopeptidase activity; peptidase inhibitor activity. Bases 108 to 2210 code for a protein of 700 amino acids. Gene Ontology annotation, biological process: proteolysis; cell adhesion. Gene Ontology annotation, cellular component: membrane; extracellular region; cytoplasm. The transcript has 17 exons.